GAGACAGCCGGUGGAGCCUGAUUGGUUGGAGAGACUUUCCCAAACCCUCGGGGAACCCGAUCCCUGGGGCUGGGGAGGGAAGCCCGGCUUAGUACUUGAGCAUCUAUCAUCGCAGGGUCCCUGCCGUAGUGGUCUAUGUCUCUUUCCCGGGGUCAUGGAGAUACAGCGGCCACCUCGGCGGCGCCUCUGUCUGAAGAAGGGGAUGUGACCUCCGGCCUCCAGGCUCUGGCAGUGGUGGAUACCGGAGGCUCCUCUGCCUCGGCCAGUAAGGCCGAGGAAGAGGGGGAAGGAGGCCGGGAGGAGACCGAGCGUGAGGGGUCCGGGAGCGAGGAGGCGCAGGGAGAAGUACCCAGCGCUGGGGGGGAAGAACGAGCCGAGGGAGAAUCCGAGGACUGGUGCGUGCCCUGCAGCGAUGAGGAGGUGGAGCUGCCCGCGGAUGGGCAGUCCUGGAUGCCCCCGCCCUCCGAAAUCCAGCGGCUCUAUGAACUGCUGGCGGCCCACGGUACCCUGGAGCUUCAAGCUGAGAUCCUGCCCCGCCGGCCUCCCACACCCGAGGCCCAGAGUGAAGAGGAGAAAUCCGAUGAGGAGCAGGAGGCCAAAGAAGAGGAAGAGGAAAAACCACACAUGCCCACGGAAUUUGACUUUGAUGAUGAACCAAUGACACCAAAGGACGCCCUGAUUGAUCGGAGACGCACCCCAGGAAGCUCAGCCCGGAGCCAGAAACGGGAGGCCCGCCUGGACAAGGUCCUCUCAGAUAUGAAGCGACACAAGAAGCUGGAGGAGCAGAUCCUUCGUACCGGGAGGGACCUCUUCAGCCUGGACUCAGAGGACCCCAACCCCACCAGCCCUCCACUCCGGUCCGCAGGGAGCAGUCUCUUCCCCCGGCAGCGGAAGUACUAACUGCUGCUGCUAUUCCCACUAGGGUGCAGCAUGUGUACCUGUUGGGGCCAGGCCUUUCUUUCCUAACCCAGAAUACUGGGAAACUUGGGAAAAGACAGACACUCCGAGCUCCCAACACAGAAACUUGCCGAAAAGAGGGAGCACAUGUAUGUGUGUUUGUUUUCUGUUGACCUAUUCAGAGACCUGGACUGAAUUUUCUGAACCUAAAAUAAAAGGUGCAGAGUCAUCAUCUCUUAA
Carlito syrichta (Philippine tarsier) is the source of this 1137-nucleotide messenger RNA. RefSeq names its product PAXIP1 associated glutamate rich protein 1 (gene PAGR1). Bases 136 to 900 code for a protein of 254 amino acids. Lineage: Eukaryota; Metazoa; Chordata; Mammalia; Primates; Tarsiidae. The transcript has 3 exons. The record is from RefSeq and is a predicted model, not a curated record.